AGCGGGGCGAGUGCGGCGCAGCUGCGUUGGCGCCUCCCGCUCGCCACGCGCAAGGGGAGGGUCCCCGAAGGUUGCAUGAUGGAAUUUGAACAUUACCUCAAGAGGUUUCAUAUUUUGGAUUAGUUAAUUUUGCUCAUCCUCUGCUGAUUAUUUCUCCGGACUUAUUUUUUUGGUGUCAUUUUGAGGCAUUAAGUGCAAAGAGGUUAUACCAUGGACUACAAGGAAAGCUGCCCAAGUGUAAGCAUUCCCAGCUCUGAUGAACACAGAGAGAAAAAGAAGAGGUUUACUGUUUAUAAGGUUCUGGUCUCUGUGGGCAGGAGUGAAUGGUUUGUGUUCAGGAGAUAUGCAGAGUUUGACAAACUUUACAACACUUUAAAGAAACAAUUUCCUGCUAUGGCCCUGAAGAUUCCUGCCAAGAGAAUAUUCGGUGAUAAUUUUGAUCCAGAUUUUAUUAAACAAAGAAGAGCAGGACUGAAUGAAUUCAUUCAGAACUUGGUUAGGUAUCCAGAGCUUUACAACCAUCCAGAUGUCAGAGCAUUCCUUCAAAUGGACAGCCCAAAACAUCAGUCAGAUCCAUCUGAAGAUGAGGAUGAAAGAAGUACUCAGAAGCUACACUCUACCUCACAGAACAUCAACCUGGGACCAACUGCAAAUCCUCAUGCUAAACCAACUGACUUUGAUUUUUUAAAAGUUAUUGGAAAAGGCAGCUUUGGCAAGGUUCUUCUUGCAAAGCGGAAACUGGAUGGGAAGUUUUAUGCUGUCAAAGUGUUACAGAAAAAGAUAGUUCUCAAUAGAAAAGAGCAAAAACAUAUUAUGGCCGAACGUAAUGUGCUCUUGAAAAAUGUGAAACAUCCAUUUUUGGUUGGAUUGCAUUAUUCUUUCCAAACAACUGAAAAGCUUUAUUUUGUUUUGGAUUUUGUUAAUGGAGGGGAGCUGUUUUUUCACUUACAAAGAGAACGGUCCUUUCCUGAACACAGAGCGAGGUUUUAUGCUGCUGAAAUUGCUAGUGCAUUGGGUUACUUGCACUCCAUCAAAAUAGUGUACAGAGACUUGAAACCAGAAAAUAUUCUUUUAGAUUCGAUGGGACAUGUUGUCCUAACAGAUUUUGGACUUUGUAAAGAAGGAAUUGCUAUUUCCGAUACCACCACAACCUUUUGUGGAACACCAGAGUAUCUUGCACCUGAAGUAAUCAGAAAACAGCCCUAUGACAACACUGUAGAUUGGUGGUGCCUUGGUGCUGUGCUAUAUGAAAUGCUGUAUGGAUUGCCUCCUUUUUACUGCCGAGAUGUUGCCGAAAUGUAUGAUAACAUUCUUCACAAGCCCCUAAGUUUGAGACCAGGAGUGAGCCUCACAGCCUGGUCCAUCCUGGAAGAACUCCUAGAAAAAGACAGGCAGAAUCGACUUGGUGCCAAAGAAGACUUUAUUCAUAAAAAACCCCAGGUCAAGCAAACAUUUUUACUGGUGAAUUAUUCCAUAUUUUUGAAAACAGUAACGUGGCCUUUUAAAAGAACAUUUCUGCUGGGCAUGGAGGCUCAUGCCCGAGUCCUCGCUACUCAUGAACGCCAGUGUACUGGAGCAGAUGAUGCUUCGUUGGUUUCUCUACCGCUCCUCUUCAGAAGACUUAUUUUUGUGAAGUUGCUUCGGAAACUGUCGCAGCAAAUACAAGCCUACAAAUGGGAGUGGUAA
Castor canadensis (American beaver) is the source of this 1686-nucleotide messenger RNA. NCBI's taxonomy places the organism in Eukaryota, Metazoa, Chordata, Mammalia, Rodentia, Castoridae. The record is from RefSeq and is a predicted model, not a curated record.